GAAAAGUUUAGAAAUCUAGAACUUAAACUUAUAAUAUAUCAUAUCUACUCUAGUAUCUACUAUAAAAAGUAUUAGUAGUAUAAUUAUUUUAUCUAGAAAUCUAGUAAUUUAAAGAUGAGCCCAUGAAAGGGUCUUCAUCAGAUGUGACACAAGUGACAAUAGUCUAUAUCCUUGAGUCUUGACUCUUGAAUAGACUAGCUAUAGAACUAGACUCUAGAUCACAAUCAUCAUACUAUUCAUAGAGAUGAUCUAGACUAGAUCUAUAGGUCUCCAAUCUAUUAAGUCUGUUAAUAAGCUUUAUUAACUCGCUGACAGUUACAAUGACAUUCUAAUAUUGAUCUCCAUCUAGAUUUCACUCAAUUGAAAAUGAGCCUCAAUGAUUGUGGAAUCAUUUCACCCUUUUCAGUAGCCACAGUAGUUGUUGCUGACAAUUAUAUUGAUACAUUUCCACAUCCACAAGGACUUGUAGUAUAUUUAAAAAGACUUUUUGCCCAACUUGAUAUUGAAGUGCUCUCCUCUGAUAGACCUUACACUAUAAAAAGUUCAUGGAUAACGAUUUUUAAAAUGGAUGCAUUUUUAAAAACAUUACUUGCCACACUUCAGAGUGCUUAUUCUAGGGGAGCAGUUCUUGAUGAAAUAGAUUUUAAUGCAGCUUUAGCACAUUUCAAAGAAACCAAUAAUUUUGUUGAUGAUAGGUGUAGCUCUGAAAAAACAAAAAUAUAUUGUUCUCCAAACAAUUUUUCUCAAAUACAUUCAUCAUCGUCAUUGGAGCCAGAACCUAAUUUAGAAAAUAAUACAGUAUUAUCAUCAAAACCAGUAAAACAAAGUUCUACGAACAAUAAGCUUCUUGAUAAAUGGUAUUUUAACUCAAAUUUACGAGGUAAAACAGUUGAUAAAACUCGACGGCAGAUCUCUGCUUCUUGUAAAUCUCCUCCUGAACCAUAUGUUAUUGUUGAGGCAGAGGAGUCUAAUAAAAUGAGACAGCCUAGUGUUAUUGAAAUUGAAGAAGCAUUGUGUCAAGUAUAUAAAAAAGAAACUAUUGAAAAGUAUCAUAAGAAGUAUGCCAAUCAUGAUUCAGGAAAUAAUUUAAUACCGAAAGAUGACCUAAAUGAAAACUCUGAUACAAAGGUCAAAGAUCAUAAAUUAAGCAACACUAAAACUUUAGUUGAUAUUAAAACAAGUUUCUUAAUAAACCCUCCGAAGAAAUUAAAAACAACAAAUAUGAGAAAACAAGAAAAAGUAACCUACUUAAGGAAAAGAAGAUUGAAAAACAAAAUAGUAAAUGAUUCUGAACUUCCAAGAAAAAGCUGUGCUAAAAUAGAAAUUAGCAUGUCUUUCAGUAGAGCUCCAGACAAUGAAAGACGACAGUCCUUGAGACAGAAAUGUAAGAAACGUAGUGAGAACUUUGAAAGUGUGUCUGGAAAGAUAAAAAGAAAAACAAAAAAAGAUCCAGAUGCUGAUGGAAAAAAUGGUGGACAUUGUUUAAAGAUAAACAAAACAAUAAAGACGGCGUCCUCCAAAAAUCGGAUAAAAAAUUCUAAUGAAGGAAAUAGUGAGAAAUAUAAAGCUACAAUUCAGCCAAACAAAAGUGAAAAGUUCUCACCUUUUAAACAUGAAGGUUUAAUGGAACCAGAAAACAAUGUUCCACCAAGCAAUAAUUCACUGACACAAAUACAAAACAAAGACUCUUCUGAAGAAAUCAAUCAGAUCAAAAGGGAAAUUUCUGAUGCUGUUCCAGGUACAGACAAAACAUCAAAUACUAAUACAUCUGGUCUCAUUUAUAACUGUGAUAAAUGUCUUUACGAAACCUCAAAGUCGACACAGUUAGUAGAGCACCAGAGAAGAGUGCACUUGACGAAGAAAUUCACUUGUGAAAUCUGCACUAAAGAAUUUGGUUAUAGAAAGGACUUGCGACGACACAUGAAAUGUCACACCGAAGCAGAAAAUUGUUGCGAUGUGUGUGGGAAACUGUACAAGGAGGCACGACAGUUGCUUGAUCAUAAGAAAAGUCAUGCAGAAGAUUACAUCAAACCAGAGUUUCCGUGCAAGUUUUGCUCCAAGAUAUUUAGCACUAAGUAUGUACUAGCCUAUCACAUCAAGUCAAACCAUCUGGGUAUGAAACGCUUGUACAUGUGCCCUUCCUGUGGCAAAAGCUUUUCGCAAAAAAAAUCGUAUCUCCAACAUGCCAAUGUUCAUAUGGGAAUACGUCCAUUUGUGUGUGAAGUGUGUGGGAAGAAAUUUUCCUACGUGAAGUCCUUAAACCAACAUAUGUAUAUGCAUAAAGAAGAAAAAUUGUUUCCUUGCAAAUUAUGUGAUAAAUCUUUCAGACAAUCCUCAGGUUUGGCUACGCACUUAAAGGUCCACAAGACUACCAAGGAUUACGUCUGCUCAAUGUGUGGGAAAGGAUUCAGCCAAAGACAAGCUAUGACGAGACAUGAAAGAAUUCACGUUGGAGAGAAACCUUUUGAGUGUGGCUUGUGUAGGCGGACAUUUGCUGACUCAUCAGUCUUGAGGCGGCACAUGAUCCAAAUUCAUAAAAAGGAUCCUAAAAAGUGGCGAGAAGAUACCAUCUCCCACCGCCUGAAAAAGACAGAUUUUUACAUUAACGUCAUAAGCAAUGCCAACUCAGAUACAUUAGAUCAUUAUGAUCCAAUAAAUCAAGGUGCUGCUGGUGAGUUGACAGCAAUGAUGCAACAGAACAUAGAUCAGCCAACAGAUAAAUCUCAGCAGAUUUGCCUCUCAGGCCAUCACCAGCAACUGGGAGAUGUCCAUAGAGAUGUGGAACAUUAUAUUUCAGUUUCUAUGCUAUCUGGAGAUUCAGCCACUGAAACAACAGUGAAGGAUGAGCAAGUUUAUACAAACUUUUAUAAAGCUAGGACAUCUAAUGAACAGUACAAUUCAUUUCAUGAUAUCAAUACUCAAACCAAUAUUCAGCCCCAAGUUUUACAGGCUGGCUGUAAUCUUUCGGCUGUCAAUCCAAUGUUUACACCCCAACAGUUCGCCGUACAAGAAAACUUGGCCCCCAGUGCACUUGAAAACAUUAACAUGGCACAGUCAACAGAUUCUAUAGUACCGCCUCAACAAUCUGUUCAUACCCAAAAUACAUUUGUUCCUGUUGGGUAUACCCAGAGACAUUUUACCUAUGACCCCAGCAUGAUCAACCCAGGAGAGCCUCAGCAAAUGCAGUAUGCAACAGUUAUGUGUCAGCCUUGUCCCCAGACUAUUGUUGUUUUGCAAAAGAAUGCAUCCUCUGUGGCCUACCAAACUCCUGGUGUCAAUGUUACCUAUCACAAUUCUAGUGUUAAUAAUCUUCUAUCUGGUGACCAUAGCUCUUAAUUGAAAAUGAUUGCUCCAUUCAUAUUACAUUUUUUAAGACAACUUUAGCUAAGACAUAAUUGCACAUUUAUGUACUGUACAUAUGGCAUUAAAAUGUAAAAAUUAUUAUUGUAUUAUGUUUGUAAAAAUUGUAAAGCCUAUUAUAAGUAUUUAAGUAUCUAUGUGAGUCACUGUAAGUGAUGUACAUCAAGUACUUUAACUGUAGGAGUUUGAUAGCGGCCCCCCAUAGGGGAAAAGACACUAUUAGUUUUGUGUGGCUUGUCUGUCCGUCCGUCAGUCCCGUUUAGAUCUCAGAAACUAGAAGAGAAAAUGAAAAUAGGACAUCAUUUUACAUCAUUCAAAGUUCUGAUGCAACUGCUACUUUUUUCUUUUCCGAAAGUGAACCAUUUUAAAAUUAUAUAUGCAAGCAGAUUUUUUUUUUAAAUUACACCACUUUUCAAUGAAAAACUUCAGGGGAGGUAACUUUUUUUUGAAAAGGUCAUGGACUUCUUCAUUAUUAACUCGAGCUUCAUUCAUAGAUUCACGCAUUGGUACAAAAAAUUUGCAUCUAAGGUCACAAUGGUAAAAGUGUCAAUGGAUCAUUAUAAAAUAUAUUUAAUAGAAUGCUGAAUUUUGAUAGGAACAUCGUUUUAGUUAUAAGUUUAAAAAAAAACGAAGUACUUUUAUAGCGCGCAGUUUUGACAUAUCCUUAUUAUAGGGGCCGACACUUGACAGUCUAAAUAAGACUAAAUAGGGCCCAUAUCUAGAUAUAUUUAUAUAUAUAUAUAUAUUAUAAAUGUAUUGAUAAUUCGUACAAAAUUUUAAUUAUUAAGGCAAUAACUUAUCUUCUGACAGGUUAGGGGUGCAGAAUUAUUUAUUAUGUAAACAAUAGAAUCACAUUAAGAAAUGAAUGGGAUAUGAACAGCAUAGUACACCACUGUUGUUGGCCUCCUUCAGUCGUAGGACGACUCUGGUUCAUCUCGCACACUUCCUCGUGUGGCUGUGGAGCCCUAUUUAGGAGAGACACUCCCGUCCACAAAUAUCGCAGGUUAAGGUGGCUUUUGCUUCGGUGGUAGAGGAGCUAGCCAUUUUUCGUAUUGUACGUUUUUCUUCCUGGGCUGAGACCCAUGUUCUUUCACUGUCCACAGUUUUUUUGGCCACUGUCUCUCUCCAUCUGGUGCGGUCUAGAGCUAUAUCAUAUGUCAAUGAUAUGUCUUCCCAAUGGUCAGUAUUGAUGUUAACUGAUUUGAGGUCCCGUUUUAAGUACACCAUUACCCGGUAACAAAAGGCCUACAAUUCAUGAUCAUAACAUUGGCAUCGGUUUAGUCAUUUUAAGAUAAAACGUGUAAAUUCAUACGAGUUCUAGUCUAGAUAUAGUAGAUUCUAUGUCUAUAUCAAGAUUCUAUAUCUAGCUCUAGAUUCUAUAUCUAGCUCUAGAUUAGUCUAGAUCUAGACUUAGAUUAACUUAGAUCUAUUUCUAGACUUAGAUCUAAAACAAGCCUAGAUCUAUGUCUAGUUCGUAUGACAAUGGAGAUAUUAAUUUUUAUUUGCGAGGGGAAAGUCUUUUAAGUCAUUUGUAGGUCAAGAAUUUUUUUUUUUUCCGUGUUGCCAGUUUAUCUAAUUUUGUAAGAAGAAUAAAUCUUUUUUAGUUUCUCGUUAUAGGGGCCUACGUAUAACAUGCUAUUAAUUUCCAAUUUUAUAAGGUUAAUAAUUAUUAUUUUUAAAAAUAUAAGUGUACGCUAAAUGAAUAUAUGGAGAUGCUGUGGCUGAGGGGUAAAGCACUUGUAACCGGAAGUCCUGUGUUCGAAUCCUGGUGAAGACUCUAGGUGGACCACUUCGGGGGCCAAUUUUGAGUUUGUGUUUCCACACAAACUGUCUUUGUAACCUUGUUUGUUGUUGUUGUUUCUUUUUGGACCCAAGACCAAUGGUCACAACCAGGUCUUUUGUGUAGCAGGGCCUAAUUGUUUGGUUAAAGAGACUGUCAUAGGAAGUCCAUGUGAUAUUCUCUGGGCUAUUGUUUUAGAAAUGGUACUACUUUUGCAAUGGGCAUUGUUUACUAGGUACUUGAAAAUAAUGUAUUUGUUAAAUUUUUAUGCACAAAGCUGAAACUUUUAUUUACAUGUUAAAAGUUAAGUUUUUUUUUGUUUUGUUUUUUAGAUUGAAAAAAAGUAAAGUUUAAAUUAGUUUAGUUAA
Messenger RNA from Biomphalaria glabrata, 5508 nucleotides. Its product is annotated as zinc finger protein 37-like. Lineage: Eukaryota; Metazoa; Mollusca; Gastropoda; Planorbidae. Gene Ontology annotation, biological process: regulation of transcription by RNA polymerase II. Gene Ontology annotation, molecular function: DNA-binding transcription factor activity; RNA polymerase II cis-regulatory region sequence-specific DNA binding. Bases 367 to 3336 code for a protein of 989 amino acids. The record is from RefSeq and is a predicted model, not a curated record. The transcript has 2 exons.